Hyaena hyaena (striped hyena) is the source of this 3853-nucleotide messenger RNA. RefSeq names its product zyg-11 family member B, cell cycle regulator (gene ZYG11B). Gene Ontology annotation, molecular function: protein binding. The coding region runs from base 180 to 2387 and encodes 735 amino acids. The transcript is spliced from 14 exons. The record is from RefSeq and is a predicted model, not a curated record. Gene Ontology annotation, cellular component: Cul2-RING ubiquitin ligase complex. Lineage: Eukaryota; Metazoa; Chordata; Mammalia; Carnivora; Hyaenidae.
GCUGCUGCACUUCCAGCUUCUGAGGGAAGGAGGCCGAGGCCUGGGCCAAGCCCGGAGCCGCCGCUCCCCGGAGCCCCCUGGAGCCUCCGCGCCGGCUCAGCCUGGGGGCGGGCUCAGGCCCGGCCCGCCGCCGAACCCAGGACAGAGGCUGCACGCCCGAGGACCAGGCCGGCGCAGCCAUGGAGGAGGCAUCUCCGUAUUCCUUACUUGAUAUCUGCUUGAAUUUCCUGACUACUCACCUUGAAAAGUUCUGUUCAGCAAGACAAGAUGGAACAUUGUGUCUGCAAGAACCUGGAGUGUUCCCACAGGAGGUGGCUGAUCGUCUGCUUCAGACCAUGGCCUUUCAUGGUCUACUGAAUGAUGGAACCGUAGGCAUUUUCAGGGGCAACCAGAUGCGCUUAAAGCGAGCUUGCAUUCGCAAAGCCAAAAUCUCUGCCGUUGCUUUCCGGAAAGCCUUCUGCCACCACAAGUUAGUGGAACUUGAUGCCACAGGUGUGAAUGCUGACAUCACAAUUACAGACAUCAUCAGUGGACUUGGCAGUAACAAAUGGAUCCAGCAAAAUCUCCAGUGCCUCGUGCUGAACUCAUUAACUCUCUCCCUCGAAGAUCCUUAUGAGCGGUGCUUCAGCCGGCUUUCUGGCCUUCGAGCACUAAGCAUCACUAACGUUCUCUUUUACAAUGAAGACCUGGCUGAAGUUGCCUCAUUGCCAAGAUUAGAGAGCCUGGAUAUUUCUAACACCUCGAUCACAGAUAUCACAGCUUUACUGGCCUGUAAAGACCGGCUCAAGUCUCUAACCAUGCACCACUUGAAAUGUUUAAAAAUGACAACUACCCAGAUACUGGAUGUUGUUCGGGAACUAAAACAUCUGAAUCAUCUUGAUAUUUCAGAUGAUAAACAGUUUACAUCAGACAUAGCUCUUCGCUUACUAGAACAAAAGGACAUCCUACCCAACCUCGUCUCACUAGAUGUUUCUGGGAGAAAGCAUGUGACUGAUAAAGCUGUUGAAGCCUUUAUACAACAACGGCCCAGCAUGCAGUUUGUAGGUUUGCUGGCCACUGAUGCAGGUUACUCUGAAUUCCUCACCGGCGAAGGACAUUUGAAGGUGUCUGGAGAAGCCAAUGAAACUCAGAUUGCAGAAGCAUUGAAACGGUACAGUGAACGGGCAUUCUUUGUCCGGGAAGCUCUGUUUCACCUUUUUAGCCUGACUCAUGUGAUGGAAAAAACAAAGCCAGAAAUUUUAAAGCUUGUGGUUACUGGGAUGAGAAACCACCCUAUGAAUUUGCCAGUACAACUUGCUGCAAGCGCCUGUGUGUUUAACUUAACUAAACAGGAUCUUGCUGCAGGAAUGCCUGUCCGACUGCUGGCUGAUGUGACCCAUUUGCUGCUCAAAGCCAUGGAACAUUUUCCCAAUCACCAGCAGUUACAGAAGAAUUGCCUCCUUUCACUUUGCAGUGACCGGAUCCUUCAAGAUGUUCCAUUCAACAGGUUUGAAGCAGCCAAGCUUGUCAUGCAGUGGCUCUGCAACCAUGAGGAUCAAAACAUGCAAAGGAUGGCAGUUGCUAUCAUUUCCAUCCUGGCUGCCAAGCUUUCUACAGAACAAACUGCACAGCUUGGGGCUGAGCUCUUCAUUGUCAGGCAACUUCUUCAAAUAGUGAAGCAGAAAACCAAUCAAAAUUCAGUGGACACUACUUUGAAGUUUACUUUGAGUGCACUUUGGAACCUCACAGAUGAAUCUCCAACCACUUGCAGACAUUUUAUUGAAAACCAAGGGUUAGAACUCUUCAUGCGGGUUCUAGAGUCUUUCCCAACUGAGUCAUCCAUUCAACAGAAAGUUCUAGGACUUUUGAAUAAUAUAGCUGAAGUACAAGAAUUGCAUUCUGAAUUAAUGUGGAAGGAUUUUAUAGACCACAUCAGUAGCCUCCUGCAUAGUGUUGAAGUGGAAGUCAGUUACUUUGCAGCUGGAAUUAUUGCCCAUUUAAUAUCUAGAGGUGAACAAGCUUGGACAUUGAGCCGUAGCCAGAGGAAUUCUCUUCUGGAUGAUCUGCAUUCAGCUAUUUUGAAGUGGCCAACUCCAGAGUGUGAGAUGGUAGCAUACAGGUCCUUUAAUCCAUUUUUCCCAUUACUUGGCUGUUUCACAACACCAGGAGUCCAGCUAUGGGCAGUUUGGGCCAUGCAACAUGUCUGCAGCAAGAAUCCCUCAAGGUACUGCAGCAUGCUGAUUGAGGAAGGAGGAUUGCAACAUUUAUACAACAUCAAGGAACACGAGCAGACGGAUCCCCAUGUCCAACAGAUUGCUGUGGCCAUUCUAGACAGCUUAGAAAAACACAUUGUGCGUCAUGGGAGACCACCUCCCUGUAAAAAGCAGUCCCAGGCUAGACUAAAUUGAUAGCCAUAAGUAAUUGAAUAAUUGAAUCACAUGAAUCUUUUUUGUGAUAGGUUCAUUUGAAAUAUCUUACCCUCUGUGAUGUUUUAGAGGUUUCUAUCAUAUGAGUCAUAAGAUCAGUUUGGGAUGGACGGUGUAAAGUACUGCCCAUGUGAACAGUCUCUAAUUUGUCUUGUGGUUUUUAACUUCUGAGGCAAGAAGGGUCUCUUCCUUCAUCAUUGCCUUUUAGGAAAUUUUCCACAUCUUUCCGUGUUUGAACUUACCUGUGCUUGAAAUUCUACGGUUUUAUGAUAAAGUUUGCACGAACCCUUAGGCCAGACUUUUCUGAUCUUAAAGUCUCUUCCAAUCAAUUUGCAGCUUCAGAAAAGCUGUUAACCUGAUCUCUGGCACUGCUUCAGUUGUAAGUUUUAUACUGCUUCUGUAUAAAUGCCUUUCUUCUCUGUCUGUGUACCUUUUAUAAGAUGUCCUUCUUCGUGUGAAAGAGUGGAAAUCCAAGGCCUCUUUGAAGGCUGCUCACCAACUGGAGCCCCGAGGGUUGGCAGAAACAAUAUAUUGGAAGGAAAACUAUUGAGGGAAAAAGAGACAAGGAACUAGAGAAAGGUCUGCUCUUUCAGUCCAGUUUUUAAACUGGGACAGGCGAUCCUUCUGGAGCCCACCUCUGCCAAGGCCGUAGGUAGUAGCUUGUUACUGAUAUUUAUUCCUGGAAGCAUGGGCUGCUGCUUCCUACACAGACUGCUGGUUACUCUCUAGAAGUAUUUUCCCGGACAUCACAGUGUAAAAUAUUACCACAGUCCGUGUUAAAAGUUAAUUGUAUAAAUCUCUAGAAGUCCUACUAUUGUGAAAAUGUGAAUUUUUAUAAAAUUGUCUCUUGUUAAAACUGACCAUUAUUUUCCCUCUAUUUCAAAGUCAUUUUAUUCAGUGAAAUAGAGACUACACAUGGUAUUACCUGCUCAGUUAAAUACAAUUAACAGCAGUAAAUUUUGUCACAAGAAGUCAAAUUUUCUUUUCUUUUCCCCAAAAUACAUGUAUCUUAAUGUUCUCAUGUUGGAGAAAGAUGUCCACAUCUCACUGCCAAAUAUGAAUGAGAAGCAUUAGACUGUUGUUAAAUGUAAUGAUUCUAGUUGUAGUGCGUAAAAGGAAAUGUUUUUUUGAUGGGUUAUUUUUUAGACAAUUGCCUUUCUUUUUAAGAUACCCAUUGCAGCAUAGUAAGAAUCAGUUAUCAUUAUAUCAAUAAUGGCAGCAGGGAGGCAGCAGGUCACCAAGAAACUUAAUUUCCAUCUACAAUUUUAGUUUGUGAAUAAGGUUAAUCACAGUUUCAGAUGACUGCAUUUUUUUUCAUAGAUGGCCAAAGUGUUUUCAAUAGAGAUUUAAAAUGUAUGUUUAAAUUAUGAUUAUUAUUCAGAAGCACUUUUAUUUAGAAAGGAACUGGCUUAUUAUGCUGAUAACAUUUUUGACAUACAUAUUUCAUA